AUGGGCGCAUUCUACGAAACCAUUCCCCAGUCACUCUUCAAAUGGAUCCUCGAGCAGCGCAUGUUCUGGGUCAGCACCGCGCCGCUGUCGGCAUCGGGUCAUGUUAAUAUCUCACCUAAAGGCGGUGACUACUUUGGAGUGCUCGACGAGCGGACCUUUUGGUACAUGGACUUGACCGGUUCAGGGUCAGAAACAAUCGCUCACUUGUACGAGCCUGGCAACGGCCGCAUCACGGUGAUGUUCAAUGCUUUCGAGGGACCAGCACGCAUACUGCGGAUUUUUGGCCACGGACGCGUCCUCGAGAGCGGAACCAGUGCCUUUGAUGAGUUCGCCAAGAAGAAUGAUGUGAAGACGAUCCCAGGGUCCAGAGCGAUCGUGCUUGUGGACGUUCACCAGGUUGGCACGUCCUGCGGGUUUUCAGUGCCCUUCUAUGAGUACAAGGAGCACAGGAAGACUCUCAAUGAACAUUUUGAACGGAAGGAUGAGAGGUUCAAGCAGGGUAAUGAGAAGGAGAGCAUGCCUAAAUACUGGGCUUUGAAGAACUCUUGGAGCAUGGAUGGCCUCCCGGCACUUCACAUCGCGCAGAAGACACGAAAAGAGGACAACAUCGAGCCCCUGAAGAAGAUGGUCGGUCCUUUGGCACCCACACAUUAUCAGAAUGCCCACCGUUACGGGCUCGAACACCUGCUCCUGGCCGCAUUCGUCACGGCCAUCAUCACCGCCUUGAUAACGACGUGUGGAGUCGACACAGCCCGUGCUAUUGCAACCAGGAUACCAGCUGAUGCCAGCCGAAUGGUUCAAGCGCCACUGCGGACGAUGAUCUAG
Molecule: messenger RNA, 825 nt
Organism: Diaporthe citri
Lineage: Eukaryota; Fungi; Ascomycota; Sordariomycetes; Diaporthales; Diaporthaceae
Exons: 1
Coding region: 1-825 (274 amino acids)
Source: RefSeq, a predicted model, not a curated record